Molecule: messenger RNA, 182 nt
Organism: Symbiodinium necroappetens
Lineage: Eukaryota; Dinophyceae; Suessiales; Symbiodiniaceae
Source: the annotation of a GenBank genome assembly
AUGACUACUCGCAAACCACCUGCAAGUUCGCCAAAGUCCUCCAAACGUUGGCCCCCAAGCACGUCAGCGGCCGCGUUGGCCAGCCCCUGCUUGUUGCCGAGUAUGCCGGGGUGGGGUUGGACCUCUCCGGGCCAUUUGGGACCAACCCGAAGAAGUUUUUGCCAGGAUAUCUCGGCGGCCAG